Messenger RNA from Adineta steineri, 225 nucleotides. The record is from the annotation of a GenBank genome assembly. Lineage: Eukaryota; Metazoa; Rotifera; Eurotatoria; Adinetida; Adinetidae.
AUGACAUCUAAUGUUGCUAAGAAACAUUUUCUUUAUACGUUUGAACCAUUGAAUUGUCUAUUGGUUCAUUUGAAUGAUAUAAAAAUGUUGGAUUUUACUAAUCUUUCUCGACGGCAAGCUCGUUGUUGGGUCAAUUUUCUUUACUUCAUUCUUGCUGCUGUCACAUGGAUUUUGGUUAUUCUAGCUGGUGUUUGCCAAGCUCAACGUUCAUCAAAUAAUAAUUAA